Anolis sagrei ordinatus is the source of this 1698-nucleotide messenger RNA. RefSeq names its product anti-silencing function 1B histone chaperone (gene ASF1B). Gene Ontology annotation, cellular component: chromatin; nucleus. NCBI's taxonomy places the organism in Eukaryota, Metazoa, Chordata, Lepidosauria, Squamata, Anolidae. Gene Ontology annotation, biological process: DNA replication-dependent chromatin assembly. Gene Ontology annotation, molecular function: histone binding. The record is from RefSeq and is a predicted model, not a curated record.
CGGUGGCGCGCGGAGUAUGUGUGUGAGUGGUUGGCGGGGGCGAGGGCGGCAAGGCAGCGGUUGGAGCCCCGAGAAGGAAAGGAAGGAGCAAGGCGGCUGUGGGUGCUGCUGCUGCUGCUGCUGCGAUGGCGCGGGUGUCGGUCCUGGGAGUGUCGCUGCUGGAGAACCCGAGCCCCUUCGGCCACCCGCUCCGCUUCCAGGUGCAGUUCGAGUGCGGAGAGGCGCUGCCCCACGACUUGGAGUGGAAGAUCAUCUAUGUGGGUUCUGCAGAGAGUGAGGAAUAUGACCAAGUUCUUGACUCAGUGUUGGUGGGACCUGUUCCAGCUGGGAGACAUAUGUUUUUGUUUGAAGCCAAUGCCCCCAAUCCUGAUCUGAUCCCUGAGAGUGAUGCUGUGGGAGUUACAGUAAUACUCAUCACUUGUACUUACCUGGGACAGGAAUUUAUCCGUAUUGGGUACUAUGUUAACAAUGAAUAUAUGGAUCCUGAGCUAAGGGAGAAUCCACCCCUCAAGCCAGACUUUUCCCAGCUGCAGAGGAAUAUCCUAGCCUCCAAUCCCCGCGUCACCCGCUUCCACAUCAACUGGGAUAGUCCUAGAGACCAGAUGGACAAUAUUGAAAAUGUAGACCCAGAGCCCGAUGGCUUCCUUCCUCCCAACUGUGCAUACAUCAAAGGGUUGGCCCCUUCCAUGGCUCUUCAGCCCGAGAAUUCCAUGGACUGUAUGUGACCCAAGACAAAGACCUAAGGACCUUGCGUAGAGAAGGCCAACUGAAACAUUUAUGUGGUAACUGGGGAUUUGGUUACCUGUGACCAGUGGAGAUGAAUAAAGUCCUAAAUGACACCUCUCUCUAAACAGACAUUUCAGAGCUCACUUCCUUCCUGUUGGGGUUAUGACAGGAAGGUUCUCCAUACUGUUUCUUAAUAGGGACUUGAACCCUCCUGCCAUUCCUGCUUGGCAAGCAUCUUGUCCAGGUGAGUGAAUAAACAAGAGCCCAUUGCCAUAUUUCCUGAAAUUGGGAGCAGUGUGGGCUGCCUUGAUGCUCUGAGCACCCAAAUUAUAAGAAUCUUAAUACAACAAGCACUUUCCUUUCAAAACAGUCUUUUGAUUUUAUCAUUCAAUUCCAUCAAAGAGCUAAGCCUUGGAAGAGUUGCUUCUGCCACAAAGCGGGGUUCUUUUCUUAGGAGCUAAUAUUCUUUCCCAGUUAUGCAGCAGUCCUGCAUAAGAGCUGUAACUUUCCUUUGUGGAGAUCUCUUGUUUUAUCUUGCACCUGCUGCUUUUUCUGCCACUAUCCCAAAAGAUGCCCUCUCUGAGCCCAAUCAGUUUGGUUAGGCAGUGAGUAAGUUUAGAAAUCCACUUGACAUCUCUUGCCUAUAGGAGUAUUGGACAGGAUUUUUUCAUGAAGUCUGCACCUGAGGUACUCUUGGUGUUGAUUGAUAUAUAAAGUCUUGUUUCCGCAAGUAUCCCUGUAAUUUUUUUGCCCUUAUUAGAAUGGCUUUUCAGAUAGGACAAAACUGUAUCUGCAUAAUUGAGGGUUUUAGCUUUCCUGCUGCUUCCUACUUUUCAGGGUUUUCUUGCCCUGUUUCUUUGCCUGCCUAUUUCUCUCACUGGCAUUAUAGAUAAUAUGUGCACUGCACACAGGUCUUUUUAAUUUGUUCACAUUGUGAAGUGACUGUCCUACCAAUAAAGCAUUUGGAAGAAA